AUGUGCCCGAACGAGCUGAUCAAAUGCAAAAUGCAGUCCAUUCGUGAAGUCGCCCAGUGUACCAGAAUAGCUGUCCCGCAGACGCACAGGUGACGCACUUUCUAUUAAAAAGUUCAAGUAUAACCUACUAGCCCAUUCCAAAUUUAAACAUCAAACAAUCCUGAGCUUAAGAGCUUAAUAUGUUGAUAAAAGGUUAUUCAAACACGUAAGAUUUUGUGAUGUCACAAAUCGCACCAAGUAGAAUAGAAGAAAAUAAAUAUUAGUAUUAAGCUUACGUAAAAAUGACAAUGAUGCUUUUUGCUUAGCCUGUGCUGAAAUUGCCAAAUUAAAUUGAUAAAUUCGAGCACAACACGAUGUAAACAAUGACAGAAAUGCCCAACCCAAGGCGUAAGUGUUUGCACGCCUGGAAGUCCACUCAUGUUUUAGGUUGUAAACUUUUAUUUAAAAUUAAUUGAAGACACUUGACUUCUGAUUUGACAAGAUGUGUCUAUUACUGUGAGCUAACUAAAGAUUUUUUAUUGUCAUUUUUGCCCGUUGUUGGCUGUCUUGCUGCCAAAACGUGCGUUGUUACCAGAUUUUUUGAAUGCAUAAAGUUACGGCAAAUUUGACGCUUGGUUGUUUACAAACCUUGUGUUUUACGCAGACGACGUAAGACAGUUUCUGUUUCAAUUCUUUCGUUUAUGAGUCAUAUUAUAUUUUAGCGUUAGCAAAAAAGAGUAGUCCAUGAACAAGACCCACGUUAAGUUUAAAGUCAACGAAAGAUUAUAAGCACUGGAAGUUUUUACCUUUGUCCACUAUCAAGAAAAAGAAGAAAGUUGUUUUAUGAAAUAGGACUAUUUUUUACUUUAUUUCAUGAACUACCGACCAGUUGUACUUUUGUCAGUAAAUUUUAAGGCGUUAUGGUAGAAAAAACAUUUAAUUUCCAUUUCACAUUACCGUCUGCGUGUAAAAUAUCAAAUGGCACGCAUCCGAGAAAACACAACUUUCAUAGGUAUGCAGAAAGUAGCUUACUUGGUCUCAGAUAAUCGACAGUUUGUUUGCCCGAUGUGAUUUUUGAGGUAACAUGCAAGGGUUUACUAAAUAGAUAUGUGAUAAUUGGAUUGUCAAAACGGCGACGCUCACUGCUUGUCCAACCGACCAAAAAUAACGCCACGGUCUCAUGCGCGGGUUGGCUUAUUAAAACGUAGACUUAUGCGGCAUCUGGCAUCCUUUUUCCAGCCAUCUUGUUUUUAUGGCAAAGCAGUGUCAAGACGACCAAGAGUGAGGUCGGAUAGAGCAGCUCAUAAAGACAUAGAGUCCGUCUAGGUGGUCCGCACACGGCCUGGCCCCUUUUAUAUACGUCGGUUUCCUGCAAAGACAACACGUAUCCCGCAUUAAAGAAAAUGUCUUGAGGACGACGGUGAGAAGUAAUCAUUGCAACCUGACUCUUAGUCAUUCAAACCCCAUUAAAUAAUCCCAAGAGAAACAUGUUACUUCGCCACUCUGCAGUCUAUAAGACCCUAAUUUCCGGCGCAUCAUACUUGAUCCAGGCGCAUUUCACCUACUGUAAUGAACAGUGCGUAGAUUUUUGUAGGGAUGGGUUUUCAAAUGUCGGCUUCAUUCUCUCUUCCCCUUCCAAUGCACUAGUCGACUGUCGGAGUCUUUCAACCAUCUGGUGAUGAGAAUCGGCUCGGUGGAGGACAAAACCAGACGGUCCGUUGCUAAAAAUCUGGUUCUCAUCUUUCCCAGAAUAUAUUACAGGGCAUUAUUUCCGCUUAAGCCCAAAGCGCGUGUUCUGUAACGCGAAAAAUCGGCAAUAGUAAAGCGGUUUACAUGACUGCUACAGAAAAAUAGCAUGGUGCUACUGUGAUAACGUUUACAUGCGCGUUAUAGAGUAGGUUUGUAUGUAGUUUACGGGGUGUCUGUAGGCAGCUAGGACGAGGUGCAUUGAUGGGGUCCGGACUGUUGUGUUUUGCUAAGGAGUUUUAUGAAUGGGAAUAUUUCUCAGUAAACUUGUGUAGUGCUUAAAUGCCCUGGGUCAGUAUGUGCAGGUGCGAUGUAUAUGAAACUGGUUUACUGGUUUUAACGCAAUGAAUUUGCAAGUAACCAAACUGGAGUUUCCUCAUUGACAGUACUAAUGUCAACGCUAGGAGUUGUGUUGUAAAUUGAGAAGCGGCCUGAUCAUGUUGACAUUGCACUCGAGCUACAGAUGUCCGACUAAGCCAGUCCGCAUUCUGAAUGUCCGUCGACAGUGUGGGUAUGAUGACAGAGUUAGGGUGUUUGCGUUAAUUGUUUUAGGGCGGCCGUCCGAUUGGUUCUAAAAAGAGCUUGUCCGGUCUUUAUGUCAGUACCCUACGUCUGUCGACCUUGAGCGAGGUCUUUAGAAAUCUCAAAGCUAGUUUACAUGUCAUGAAAGGGUGUCCUAAAGGUAUCCUAAUGGCGACGCUUUUGUCUGCCAUACUUUUGAAAACCUCCAACAACAUCUUUGUAGAACAGUUGCUUGGGAAGACCCUUAUAAUUUAUUUUCAAGAUGUACCGGCUCUGUUCUAGUUACACCUGCCUAGGACAAGAACGUUAUUAGGGUGACAACUCCAUGUAUUCUAAGUUUUUUGUUAAGCAAAAUGUCGCUACAGCUAUAGUCUGAGUGUUGUGGACCGUUUAAUGUCUGUCGGGUUGCGUAGUUCUGAGUUGCGAUUUUGUCUCAACCUCGAUGCUUUCGGAAUUGUUCUCCCAAAACGCACGAAUCUAUCCACUGAUGCUAGACGAGUUUUGUUUACGUUGAUACAAAUUUGCAAUCGACAUUUUGCGGCGGGUGGUUUAAGAUCGUCUCCGUGCUGACGGGCAAAUAGAUGUCGAAAUGGCUGAAGUGAAUGGGGUCCACAGUCCGCUGCGUGUCCUUUCCCGUUAUGGUGUUUAGCGCACGGUCAUCCGCGUAGAAAGUAGAGUGGACAAUGGCCUUGGGUACUGUCGAAGAUGCUAAAAUCCGAUGAUGUUUGGCAGUUUCCCCUCGGUUUGAUAAUCAAUUUCGAUCUUUGGUCGUCCCUCUUGGCAGUCGUCCACUAUAAAAUCGGAGAAAAUGGGACUAAAUGAGGUAAGAGCGAGUACGCAUCUGGGCUUCAACUUGUCAUCACGAAUGUUUCAGAGGGGGCUAUGUUGUUCGUGAUGCGCGUGAAAAUCCCAUCAUGCGGUUUUUUACCAGCUGUUGGAAUCUCUCCAGACACUGUGACAAAGGCCCUCCUCAGAUCCAGUAAUGUCGAGCAGAAACAGUCCCUAUUCCCUGGCGGACCUCCAGGAUUGUCUCUAUGGCUUUGCGGUAUUUUCGGAAUCUGUGCCUGCUGCUCCAGACACGUACUCAGGCAAUUGAGUUGAACGCGAACGAAGACCAUGCCCGCGGAGGUUACUACGGGGUUGACAAUAGCCUUAAGAUUUGAACGAUAAUAGUAUUCGUGAAAUCUUGGAGGACGUGUACUUGUCUUCGCACCUCCCGGAACAGUGGAAUAAACCUUACUAUAAGUUAUAGGCCUGUCCUACUUGUAAACGCCGGUUGGAAUUGCAUCUGCUCCCAGUGCUUAAUACUGGAGAGCUGUCGCACUGUUUGUUUCUGGGAGGGUAGGCAAACUGUCGUGGUAGUCGUUGGUGUUCGUUCGGGGGGUCGUUUGGUGACCUUUUCGUAGGCGGUAGACGGCUAGUUGAAGACUCUCUGGGAGUGUGUAGGCCAUUUCUCCAGAAUUUGCGACCUCACUGUCAGGAGGAUUGAUUUAUCCUAACUCAGAAGUAGCGCGGUCUCCUUGGCUUAAAGACUGUAGACCGCCUGAUGGACGCAAUUGUAUUUUUCAUAUCACGGCUGUCAACAUAUCCCUGGACCCCCUCCGCUCUGCCAGCCGCUCGUUAUGCAUCUCCCUUAGCCUCUUCGGCUUGGCAAGCCUGCAGAUUUAUUGAUCUUGCUGCUGUUAAUGCAGUCGACUGCAGAUUACUUCAUUAUUGUCGUCAGUGCAUUCCUGAUGCUAUUGACGUGCGUGAUCAUGGUCGUGCAGUUUUGACAUUGGUAUGCGCGUCCAGGGAUUGCAGUUCUUCCAGUUUGGGGCCCUUGCAGCCACAUAGGUCCAGCUGAUGUACAUCUCUAUCAAGUGGUGCAGUAUUUAAUUCACCCGAUGUUGAAUUACAUUGCGGUCACCCGCGGGAUUACAGACAAAGCCUCAUCUUGAAGAUGACAAGGCGGUUGUCCGUCUUACAGUCGGCACCACACGUUGACCUCGCCAAUAACACGUCACGCUGAUCACGCCUUCUAAUCAGGGAAGUAGUACUGAAGAUGCAAUUAAAGUGAGCAGAGAUGCAUUCAUACCGACUUCGCACGCAUCGGAGGACGGAUAAGGUGUUUGGCAGGAGAAGACUAUGUUCCAUGUGGGUCUGCGGAAGGAAACGACCGUUGUUGUCGCAGCAUUCCUGCCCAGGUAGCGCGGUCAGUGCCGACGACUGUAAUGAAGUCACAAAAGCCACCUAGAUUUUCCAAAGACGACGCAGUCGGCUGGAAGCCGUGAAAGUCUCAGUAGAACGUUUUGCUCACGUCACCGGAGUUAUGUAUUUACGGCAUAGGCGCCGACGACGAUGACAAAUAUGCUUCUGCGGGGUGACAUCCUCAUGGUUAUAAGACGAUCAUUGACGUCCUAUGGCAGGCAGCAAAACCGUCUGACGACGUCGUCCCCGGUGGCAAACGCGACUCUGAAAUUUCGUCGGUUUGUCUUUGGAUGUCCGCUCCAGAAGCGGGUGCAUCCCUGACAUCCACCGCCUUGCUGAAAACCACAAUAUCAAAGCUGUAGCGGGUCACUGGCAAAAAAUUGUGGUGGUACUCCUUCCCAGAUGAUUUGUUAUUGAAUUGUCUAGAAGAGAACAAACAUUUCAGGAUGUCAGAAUGAGCGCUACCACUAUGUCACCCUAAAGGGGGGCGACAGAAUAGAAACGGAGGCUGCUGUUGUUUGUUACACAUUCUUAAUAGUACAUACAUUUUCCCUUUGCGAGCUACAGUCGGCUUGCAGAUGGCGUGUUUUUUCUGCCAUUUUCUAGGGUAUCUUUUCUAAUCUCCGUCCCCACGAGGGGAUAAACAGUGCUAUUUUUAAAUAGGAAGGCUUAGACAUCCCGGACGACUGCCAAAGUCCACUAUGCGUCACGGCUUUCGUUUAGUUGGAAGACAAUCCAAGUUAACCUAUGCCAUCUACGGAGUUAUCUGUUGCCUUCUGCGUAGAAUUUUUCUGUGAGGUUGAAGAUGAAGGAUGUAAUUUAGUUCGAUAAUUGCUGGGUGCGAGCACACAACUUUACGACAUCUUCAUGCGUAAUAAUAACCGACAGUGUACCUCUGCCAGAGUGUCCUCGCCAGCAUAAAGUCGUGCAACAUACAUCCAACCGCAUUGACGGACCGGGAGUGUUCACACAACUGCAAGGUGGGUCGCCGGCCUGCUCACGCCGUACACUCGUUGUAAUACCGUAGCUGUGAAACAAAGCGUCGCGAGGGAAUGAUAUUUCCGCUGCCCAAGGUUUCAGUUUCAGUAUAUUUCAGGGAAAGUCAGUGAUUAGGCAAACAUCGGAAGACGACUUAAUUACCGACGACUGAGGCAACGCCAUUCUUAUGUCUGCAUUUAAAGUAGCUAAGACCAGGUGAUAAAACCAUUGCGGCAUAAACCUCAUUGUUCUUGAUGCAAGGGUCUUUGUCCUUAUCAUUGUCGGAAGUAUUUUAGUGUUGGCAUCGGACAACGAUGGGAUUGAAUUGAGCUGGAUAUCAGGCCUAGUGAGAGUACUGUUUACACUGAAGCCUCCACUGCGCUUCUCUGGGAAAUUAAUAGGUCAACUAUAACUAAUAAAAAGUUGACGUUAGUCUGAAGGAUGCUUUCGCGUAAAGGACGAUCGUUGCCGUAGUUAAGGUGUCACCUGCACCACAGCUGUUAAACCCCAGUCGGCCUGCUCUCUACGACGCGUCCAAAUCGCACCGAGCUAGGUAUUUUCGGUUCAUAUUAUGAUGCACGGAACAUAUCGGUUAGAAAAGUAGACUUCCUCUGCUUCACUAUUGUGCACGGAUUAUAACAAUCCCGGAAUUCUUUUAAACGGUCUUCAAAGUAGGCCUGAACAUCGGAAAUGGAGAUAGUAGGGGACGCAGAAGGCCUUCUAGUACCUGUCCAUCAAGAUUAUGUUGAGCCAAAGACUUUUAUUCUCCCGGAGCCGUUUGCAUUUCGAAAAUGGAAAAGCCAUUGCAUAAUUUUACUCAAGCAAGCCUUGCUAGGCCUCGGCACACUGUUAUCCAAAACUAAAAAUAACGCCACUUUAAAAAGCAACGGACUGGAUUGUCGUUCUUGGCUUUCUCUCAGUUAGGAUCUCGAAACCAAAAUAUUAAGUAUACAGCGUCCUUAAAACUUUCUUCGGAGCGAUUUGGCUUCCUUAUUUCUAAAUAAAAAGCAGUCCAUAUAGUCGAGAAAAAAAACAAAUUUUCUGAACUGGACUAGAACUCAACAGCAUUUGGACGUCGGGGAUAGAAAGAUUAUUUGAAAUGCACAAAGAGUGUAAGGACACGGAUAAAACGCGAUUAGGUGGGAUUGCUAGUAGUAAACAUGUUGUAAGAAAGCCAUCCGUCCUCUCCACAUACCAUUUCGCACAUUACCAUCUAGUCAGUGCGUUUUGUUUAUCCAAGCACACCAGCAGUAUAUAUGAUUGUCAAACGACUGUGAGGAUCGACAAAGCGACGAAUCCUUCGCGUGCAGUUAUCGCUACAAAGUACAUGUGGGCGCGCUCCAACAGUACCGAUGAGCCCAAAUUAGCUUACGCAAGUAGGGUACCUGUGAUUAAUUGCGUCUGGUCCGUGCACAUAUCCAGUCCUAUUGGGUCAAUGCAUGAACUGUGCACUAACACCUACCAGACCCAUCCGCUUUGAAAUCCGCUUUGUCAGUCUGCGGCGUCGUUUGAAGAUGCGGCAAAGUAAGAUUCGCAAGAUUUUACCGCGUAGGCCUGGACUCUCGGCGCGAUUGGCAGACGAUAACCCCGGAAAAUCACGUUACACUUUUGUGAUUUAACAGCAUUUCAUAGACGCUGAGAGAAUUGAAAUCGAGUAUUGCGUUCAAGCUUUCAUGGACUUUAAAAAGACAACAUAGGAGGCUGGGACCUGUAGUUAGGCUGUACGGUGACAGAGAACGACUUGAAGUCUUCGUGGUCCCAACUGGAAACUGCGACUCAUGAGUAGGCGACGGUUUACUUUGAGACAGUUGGGAAUAGGGGGUUGACAUCCAUUUUAUCCCCUACCAAAGCGGCCUACAGGACUCUCCAAGUUUACUUGCUGUGGCGUUCACUAUCCCGCAACAGCUGAGUCAUGACUUACUUGCGUGAGGCCUAGUCAGAGAUCAGCUAGCGAAUUAAUGCUGAAAGAGGCACCUAGCUUACAUCCCAGUUUUUCUCUGUGUACGCGACGACACAACCACUGUCGAUCUGGAUGAUAAAUAAACCUUAUGAGCACAGCUAUACGACCCCAUCGCGGUAAUCUAUGGAUUCUUUCCAGAGGUUAAAUAAUUGGGCCGAGCCAGGAAACUCAUCAAACAAUCACAACAGCUUUGUACUUUGGCCUUCGAUAUGACAAUGACGAAAGCACGUCGAGCUUCGCCGAGUAGAACCGAGCGGUUGUGAUCAGACGGACUCCCAGUAUCUAUGUUAACAAAUGUUAACCUAAUAUUUAAACGACAGCUGUACAGCCAGCCCGACUGAAUGUAUUAUGAUCAGUUUACUGUCUCGUGGCAUAUCGAAGCGUGAUUUCGAAGAUAAUAGCGCUAAUAGGUCGGACUGGGUUUUCUUCGCACACGCCUCUCAUCCGCACCCAACAUGUCCAGCGCAAGACGCCUCGAGGUCGCCAAAGUAGGACCACUCAGGACAACCAGGCUCUGAGAACAGAAAAAUGGUCUCACUUUAUUGUUCGAGUCGGGGAGAGGGCAAGAGUAGAUGGUCGUAAUUAAAAUCCUCAGUUAAAGAGACAUCUCAGAGUAUUAACGCAAAACUUUUGUAAUCGUUCAUCGAGACGGAUCGAGUUAGAUCCUUCAACAAGAACUUCCCCUGCUAUCUGGGGAAAAAGGCGAGAUGAUUGACUGUGAUUGUUCUCAAAAACCGUUUGAUUGAAGUAACAACAUCAUGGAGUAGGUCUCAUAGGUCAGCAAUUCACAAAAACCCUACCAGCUUAUUUGUCUAGGUAGUAGCAAACUAGGUUCACUCGCCGGCCGAAGCCGAGCUUUGGCUCGAGUACCUUAAACUCCUUCUCUACUUCCAUGAUCAAUCCAUUGCUCUUCAUCUGUUUACAGCGCAAUUGGAAUUGUGACAUGCAGUGUUGUCUGACUCAGCUUCCCUAAAAGAAAUAACCAAAGCAAUACUUAGGGCACCUAAGAGAAACUCGACCGGAGAGGACAGCAUUCCCAUCGAAAUCCAUGUUUUUUUUUACGCUGGUCCCCUGAGCCCAUGAAGUGGUUGUGCAGUUUUUGAUGAUUGAGGCUUGAUCAUCCUCGUGCCUGUCUUGAAGAAGGGAGAUAAUGCGAAGUGCAGAAAUUACUGCGGCACAAAUCUCAUCGACGUCGUUGCAAAGGUACUUGCCAUUGCCAUUAUCAAACAGUUUCAGAAUGUACGUGAGUCUAGGUCGAGAUAAAAACAAACCGUGUUUUCAAAUGGAUGUGUGUGCACCUGUUAAAUGCUUACGUAUCAAUACCUUUUUGAAUUCCGCCAUAUUUACCUCAAACAGAUGGCCGUUUGUUUCACGGACUUCCUCUCAGCUUUCGACUCGCUCAUCACGAGUUCAUGUGGCGGAUGAUGAAACUAGAUGGAAUACCGACAGAAAUCUAACGAUGAUCCGAGGCAACUAUCACUCUUAAACUAUCUCAUUGACUUGACUCUCGGAAGGGUCGUACAUGCUUUUAACGGUGUUGAAGUUGCCCCAGACGCGGAUUAAGUGAGAUCUACUACAUCGAUGAUGUUACCACUUUAGCUUCAUGUUUCGAUGACCUAUGGAAUGUGGUAUCGCGAAUGAAUGGUGGCUAACUCGACCGGUUUAUCAAUCGACUUUUUGAGCUACCUUCUGGCCGGAAGGAUGCAUUUCCAGAGAGAAAUUACUUUUAACCUAACAAAGUAGUCAUUAUUAAAUAUCUGGGGCGAGAUUGCUGUCAGGUAGGUAGAGUAAGGAUGACAUUGUCCUCGGGUUCGAUGCAGCUUGCAGGGGUUUUAAUAGGCCCUUGGAAAUGUCUAUGGAUUUGUCACGAUAUCUUCAUCUUCAGGAGUGUCCCCGAGAAUUCGCUGGCUGUCGAGUAAAUACACGACACAGGCGCAAACAAGGAGGGACGGAUUGGUUAUCCAAACAGCGGGUCACCAGGAAAAUAACAUUCGACCUAUACAUAUGGGCUUUCACCGGUCCACUAUAGACGACAUAAACCAUUGCCCCAGACUGUAAAAUUAUAAAACAAAAUCAGAAUCCAUACGUGUAUUAUCGGAUUAAGUCACUGCAAAAAUAUACGGUUUCACUAAAUUCGUAUGAAAUAACUUCACUUAGUAAACGAUAAAUUGUUAUUGAAAAUAAUGCUAUUGUGUGGCGCUUCGUAAAGUCUAAGCUUUGAAAUUUGUUCUUUGAAAGUUUAUCAAGUAUAUUUCGCUUGUUCCUACACAAAAGAUUAUUAUAGUUCUUUUUGGAGCGUCAUCCGAGGAAUCCUUUCACAGGACGGACCAAGAGGCUUCUAUAGAGGAUAUACGUGUACACUCGCCAGAGAGCUACCGGGACUUUUCUUCUACAUGGGCGGAAACGAGACAGCACGUUUCUUAAUGACACCACCCCAUAAGUCAAGCGAUGAGCUAAGUCCUCUGUGCACUGCUAUUGCUGGCGGUUUCGGAGGCGUCUGCCUCUGGACUGCAAUUUUUCCGUUGGACGUAAUAAAGUCCCGAAUUCAAGUUGGGCGAACAGCAGUAGCGUCUGUUAUGGCCUCCGAGGCAAGUUCCAUGUCAUUUACGACACCGCCACCACGGAUUGUGACAACAUUGGUCCAAAUAUUGAGAACGGAAGGUAAGCCAACCUUCUCUGGCAUCUUUUAAAUAGCAAUUGAUAGGACCAUUGUAUCUGAGCUUCGGAAAUAGUGUUGUAUCUUAAUUGUGCAGGUACCAAAUGUGUAACCUAAAGGGUGUCUAAACUACCCUUCUUAAAUGUACAUUAGAGCAUCCCCAUAUGCGACUUCAGCACGCUGUUGCUAACUUAAAGAGACCUUUACAUAUCCUAUUGAGUGAUUCUGUAUAUUACUGUGAUAAAACUAAUAUUAAGCGGUUCCUCCAUACUGUCGUUUAUUUUCAUAGCUAACACACAUGUCCUGCGAUUGUAGUUCUUCCUUGUUGCAGAUUAUAACAUUCCCAUUCCAAAACACUUGACAUUUGCGGUCUACAGGAGGAACAUAUUCGGAAUGCAUUGUAACGUGUCUAAAAGCUGCCCCCUACGCUGAUAUUCAGUAACAUUUUCUAAAAACGACACUUUUGUUGGAAGGAGAUUAGUGUCCAGACGACAGCAUUAUGCGGUUUUGAAAGUCCUGCUAGUAUCUGAUCUUGAAAAACGUUCAUCCAGAAUCUUGGUGUACCUUCCGUUUGCCUGAAGAAAGUGACCGAACUACACUCAGAAAGUGAAGGUGCUCACCAGAAUAGGGUUAUGGUGUUGCCAACGCUUCAGAGAACUUGGUCGAAUUCCUAUUGUCAAAGCGUCGUUUGUAGAAAGUCGAUCAGAAUUUUGAAUGUCCCGUCGAGCUUGUCCGACCUGAACUGAUCAAUUUUCUCUCCCUUUCGUUGCCCCGGCCUUAUGACAGCGGCUUGGUGGGGGGGAGGGCUUGACGACCUCCUGCGUUGUCUGUCUUCAUCUCGAUGGCGGAUGGUUGUACCUCUGCCUGCCCUUUGGAUGGGCUCGUCGCCGGUCCAUCUCUUUUUUCUGAAGUUUGGUGUAACCGUCUUAGCCUGGUAUUUGUGUAUGUAAUGACACAGGACUUUAUAAGUCACAGGAAGGUCUAGAUGCACUUUGAGUGGAGUUGGCACCUGAAUAGCACGCCUCUAGUGUGGGUCAUUCCGUCCUUGAGAUGCUCCGGCCUAAAAUAGCCGCUUCUUGAAUGCCAAAAUUAUGGUCAGUUUUUCCAAUGUGAAUUUCAGCCUGACAGUUUGGGUUUUGGCCUCCGAUUUGGCGGUUUGGGCUGAUGUAGACGAGUCUGCGAUUUUGGUCGGGUUUCCUCAAUUUAAUUGCAGUUUCCACCAUCUCAACGUGCUUGGUAGACAACGGCUGAGAUUUCGGUUGAUGACAGUACGUCCUUUGAUUGCAUCAAACGGCGACGUACUUUUGAAGGGGAUCGACGAGCUACGCCCACUCUGGCGGGUUGUGACAGUCGAGAGACCGCCUCGGAGACUCUUUUUAUGGGGGAGUGUAGGAAUCGUCCUUUAGACCUCGAUUUCUGCUUUUUCGCCGGUGUCCAUUCACCCCAUACCCGCCUUGCUUGAUAAAAUAUCUUUGACAAACUUUGGUCCGGAAGAGGUCAUAAGGGCAUAGUCGUUCAGCUCUUGUUGGCUGGCGUGCUGUAAUGUGUUUCAACUCUUUAAACUAGAAUACGGACAAAAUUACGCUGUUGAAGUGUGAUAUUUGCCUUUUGCUGGUGUCUUUUCUGAAUAUCGUGGUUUUGCAUUUGCCCAGGAACUGCCCGCUGACAAACCCAGCCGAAGGGGGGGGGGUGUGGGGGUUCAACCGCCCUCCACCGAGCUGACGACACGCAACGCAAGAGACCGUCAAGCCUCCAAACAGCUGCCAAAAGACCGGUGCAGCAAAAGAAGUAGAGACAUCGACUAUUUCAAGAUCCACGAUCUCGACCAGGCAUUUAAAGUUCUGAUCGAGUUUCUGCGUUAGACGCUUUGACACUGGGAAGCCGACUAAGUUCUCCAAAGCGUCAGCAACACCAUAACUCUGUUUCGAUGCGUCCCUUCUUUUUCUCAGAUUACCGGCCCAGGAUUCUUAUAUUUGCGAACCUGAGCCAAAAUUCAGCUUCAUUUGAAUUCAAAUAUAGCACAAUAAGUAUGCGUUACAGCAACUCUCAUAUAUAUAAAACAUCUUGUUAAUUCAUGAAGUGUGUUCUGGUAAAUUUGAAUCGCUAAUAAACCGAGAAAAUUCAUCCCUUGAACGGGGAAAGUAGAUGCAUUAAUUUGGCGACAAAUUCUUAGGGUUUUCUUAGAAGAUACUCAGUUGAAAAUUUGACAAUGUUAUGCCAGUCUGCCAGUACUUUUUAAAAAUUUUGAGGACAGCGCGCCAUGAAGGAUUCAAGUGUUCCUAUAAAAUGGCAAACAAAUGUCUUCCAUUACUUUUAUCCUUCAAAUUCUGGCUUUCUGAGACAUUUUCCUGGGAAAAUUUACAUUACAAAUGCAUAUCUAUUCCCAUGUGUCACUGGGCUACUAGUAUACCUCAUCAGUAGAACGGUAAGAUUUCGAAUUAUCAAGUCCCUCACACUCCUGUUCCCAGGUUGUGUUCAAUUUACAUUAUCUAAGAUAUGCAACAUCAGCAGAACAUACAUUGCAAUGAACGAUAUUCGAAUAAGAUCGAAAAUAAAGGAGCUCUUGGAUAAUAUAUAGAAUGAGGCAUGGUAAUUUUCAUGAUUGUGGCAAUAAUCACGUUUAGUAAAACAUUAGACGUUCUGCCUGAGAUGAUAUAACAGAGUGGAUAAUAAAGUUCCCGGGUAAUAAACCACACCAAACUCAUUAGCGUUAAUCUAUAUGCACUUCAAAAUACUUUUGUAGCACAAUGCAUAUGCAUAAAUACGCAAAUGCAUAAGAAGAAUGUAAGAAAGUAAACCAACGAUAGAUAUUAUGACUCAGCUCUGCCAGAAGCACCAGUACUUUAGGGUAUCGGAAAGGCGGCUUGGAAAUUUGAGCAGGCCGGCUGUCGAUGGUAAACAGUAUUCUUUUUAAAGUACGUUACGAUUGCUUCUGUAAUAUUCUUCAAAGUUAUAGCUAGAUGUUCAAAUGCUUUUUACUGAGGCGCUAAAACGCUUUUUGAUUUUUUGAAGGUGUUGGCUCCCUGUACAAUGGACUCCUGCCCACACUCUUUAGGACAAUACCAGCAACGGCAACCUUGUUUGUCGUCGUUGAGGAGACGAAGAAACUCGGUCGCUCACUUCGACAUCAGAACAAACGUAGCGCUUAA
Molecule: messenger RNA, 13177 nt
Organism: Spirometra erinaceieuropaei
Lineage: Eukaryota; Metazoa; Platyhelminthes; Cestoda; Diphyllobothriidea; Diphyllobothriidae
Source: the annotation of a GenBank genome assembly